This is a messenger RNA of Macrosteles quadrilineatus (aster leafhopper), 387 nucleotides long. RefSeq names its product helix-loop-helix protein delilah-like. Gene Ontology annotation, molecular function: protein dimerization activity. The transcript is spliced from 2 exons. Bases 1 to 387 code for a protein of 128 amino acids. The record is from RefSeq and is a predicted model, not a curated record. Lineage: Eukaryota; Metazoa; Arthropoda; Insecta; Hemiptera; Cicadellidae.
AUGGACUCAAACAAAAAUUUCCCCCUGAAGAGUUACUCACUCCGACCUCGUGGUAUCAGAAAACCUAAAACUUCACAUCCAGAAGCCAAAACUUGCAGGAAGACGAAACUGAGAUCCCAACCCCUCAGCAAGUACAGGAGGAAAACAGCCAAUGAGAGGGAGAGGGUUCGAAUGAGGAAAAUCAACGAAGCUUUUGAGACACUGAGAAGAGUGACUCCCCAAAUGGCCUCGGAGGAGUGCAACGGAGAGAAGAUGACGAAGAUAUCAACUUUGAGGUUGGCGAUGAGUUACGUUCCCACGGGAUGGGCAGAACUCGUCAGUUCAGUGUUGAGGAACGCGACCACAGCUCGACCAGAGCCUUCAGAUAGACGCAGCGGUACAUGGUAA